This is a messenger RNA of Nicotiana tabacum (common tobacco), 525 nucleotides long. RefSeq lists its product as uncharacterized. Lineage: Eukaryota; Viridiplantae; Streptophyta; Magnoliopsida; Solanales; Solanaceae. The record is from RefSeq and is a predicted model, not a curated record.
AUGGAAAAGUGGCCUUGGAGUAGGUGGGUAUGGAGUAAAGGAAAUGUUCCUAAGCACAGUUUUAUUUGUUGGCUGGCUGGACAUGGCCAAUUAUUAACAAGAGUGAGAUUGCAGAAGAUGGGGAUUACACAAGAUACAAUGUGUGCAAUAUGUGAUAAUGCACCUGAGACGAUUGAGCAUCUCUUUUUUGAAUGUCAAUUCUCUAGAGCUUGUGUGCAGGCUAUGGUAAAGUGGUUGAAUAUUGGAGUCCAGAAUACUACACUACAAGGAAUGUGGAGAAGAUUAACAAGAGGGGUCAAAGGUGAAAACUGCAGGAAUCUGGUAAACUCAGUUCUAGCAGCAUUGGUCUAUUAUAUAUGGAAGGCAGGAAAUGAAGCACUAUGGCACCAAAGACUUCCUAAACCUGAAGCAAUCUGUACACAAAUCCAGCAGGAAUGCAAAACUAUACAUGACAGAAAUGGCAGUAAGAAAGGAAGCAGAAGAAAUAGGGAAUGGAUAGAAGAAUUGUAUAGGAAAAAGAUAUAG